Salvia splendens (bonfire salvia) is the source of this 1386-nucleotide messenger RNA. RefSeq lists its product as uncharacterized. The transcript has 8 exons. Bases 266 to 1240 code for a protein of 324 amino acids. The record is from RefSeq and is a predicted model, not a curated record. Lineage: Eukaryota; Viridiplantae; Streptophyta; Magnoliopsida; Lamiales; Lamiaceae.
UUCAACAGUAAGGUCUGGGUUUUGAUUUUCGAUCGAUUUGGUUAAUCAUGAUCACAUUAACAACAACUUAUUCAUAUCUGUUGAUUCUCUCUCUCAUUUUCUUCCAAGGCGAUGAAAGCGCCUCCAACUGCGCUCCCCUUUCCGCCUCAAGACCGAUCCCAAUCACUGCGGCAAUCGGAGAUUGGAGUUAUCAACAUCACCUUCCUCUACCAAAAUUCUCACAGAUAUUAUGUGAAAGACCUCAUCGCCAGAAUCAGACUGGUCGAUGCUUCCAUUGACAACCGCACUCUCUGCUCUUUCCCCAAUUACACUUUCUUCACCCAUUCCGAUUCUCCUUAGCCAUCAUAGCGCGCCAUAUGGUGGUUAUGUUGCCUGGCCUAUCAAUUUCAUAAGCUGCCAAUAUCCAAAUUUCCCGACCAAUUCUUCCUUUUUAACUGAGAUUAACACUCAAUGCGCCUCUAAUUCUUCCCAAUCCACAUUUGAUUAUAUCAAAGUCGGCAGGAUGAGAGCCUCGGAGGUGCCACACAUGUGCAGUGUUGAUCUGAUGGCCUUCACGUCUUGGGAAUUUAGGGAUUUAUCGCUUUCGGAAAUUCACCAAUCUCUCUUGUACGGAUUUGAACUCUACGUGUGUUCGUGGUGGUGGUGCAGCAAAAGAACAACCACAAAUUGGGAAAAAUUCACGAAUUGGUUAUUAGGAACUAAUGGGCUUCUUCUCCUGAUUCCUUUGGCAAUUCUAGUAUUUUUAAUUGCAGGGGUAAGCCUCCCAGUGACGAUUAUCAUCGGAUUAAUCGGUGUAUUAGUACUCUCAUUGACUACCUUUCCGGAGGACUGGCCAUACUACUUCACUUACUAUUUAUUUCCUAAUGGAGUUCGAAUCGGAUCUGAUUUCAUAAUCAUUGUUUGUUUUACUGCAGCAGUAAACAUCCUUGUCGCAAUCACAGUGGGAUUUGCCGGUGCUUUGGUUCUGUCAUUUGUUUUGAUGGAAAACUUUACCUAUUCAUUUGGAGUGGGUGUGGCACCUAAAUUCAUAUUCACUGGUGUCAUCUCAAGUACAAUCAUAUGUGCACCAAGGAUCAUCAUUGGUCCUUUCGCUGUGUGGUUUCUGAUUUACAAAUUCCGAAGAAGGCGUUAUUUCACAUAUGAUGCUAUAGAAAGCUACCUACAAGGCGAUAACAAACUCGUGCCAAUAAGGUACUCGUAUUCGGAUCUGAAAAGGAGGUUUUCAAGAAAAACUGGGUGAAGGAGGCUACGGUUCUGUUUACAAAGGGAAGCUCCGAAGUGGCCUUCAUGUAGCCGUCAAACUGUUGGAGAAAUCCGGAGGAAAUGGGAAAGUCUUCAUGAAUGAAAUAGCUACUAUUGGAAGGAUACAUCAUGUCAAUGUAGUGA